UUUCAUGAGGGAAUUGGUUGAAAGAUGGAAUGCGACGCACAAUGAAGAAGCAAAGAAUACAUUCACAGAUCUUACUAAAAAGUAUCAAGAAAUUAUCAACAAGAAUGGGGUAUUAUCACACCGUAUGACUGUACGAGCUUCCACUGAAUUUCUACAUACAGUGAUUGAUGGUGUUAGGAGGUUCACAGUGUGUCUUCGAGCUAGGACGUGUACUUGUGGAAGAUUUCAACUGGAUGAGAUACCUUGCGGGCAUGCUAUGGCUGCUAUAGUGUAUAGGCACCAACAUGGAGCGGAAUAUACCUCUGCCUACUACAGCAAUAAGAAUUUCCUAGAUACAUAUGCAAUACCAGUUGUGCCUCUUCCAUGUGAAAGUACAUGGGAUAUACCGAGGCAUGUAAAGGAAGAGAUUGUGUUGCCACCAGAUGGUAAAAGACCACCAGGAAGACCAGCUACCAAACGAAUGAAACCAUUCCACGAGGGGAAAUUUAAGAAAUCAACAGUGACAUGCAGCAGAUGUGGUACAGAGGGCCACAAUAAGAAGACCUGUAGCAAUAAUCCAAAGGGAAAUUAAAUAGUCGACAAUGUUAUGGCGGUGAUAUUUUUUUUAUGACAGUAGAAACUCUGUUUUUUUUCUUUUUUAGUAACAGUAGAAACUGACUCUGUUUUUUUUUUUUAGUAACAGUAGAAACUGACUCUGUUUUUUUUUUUUUAGUAACAGUAGAAACUGAGUACAAUUUUAAUAAUAAUAAUGUUGAAAAGUUGAUAUGAAUUUGGUUAUCAACAUUACGUGUUUGGUUUUGGUUGGCUAUAAUAAAAUCUUAUAGUUUGUCUGCAAUAUGUAUGGUUACUGUAUGACUAAUGUAUUUAACAGGCUGAUGUAUUGUGGUAAAUAUGUCAGAGCUCACAUUACCUGUGGUUUGUUGGUGGACUCACUGGCUUUCACUUGUAUCUAA
Molecule: messenger RNA, 953 nt
Organism: Lycium barbarum (goji berry)
Lineage: Eukaryota; Viridiplantae; Streptophyta; Magnoliopsida; Solanales; Solanaceae
Exons: 2
Coding region: 5-571 (188 amino acids)
Molecular function (GO): zinc ion binding; nucleic acid binding
Source: RefSeq, a predicted model, not a curated record